Molecule: messenger RNA, 520 nt
Organism: Corylus avellana
Lineage: Eukaryota; Viridiplantae; Streptophyta; Magnoliopsida; Fagales; Betulaceae
Source: RefSeq, a predicted model, not a curated record
UCUAACCAUGCGAUUAUCUGCCGACUGCUGCCCCUCUCUCUCAGGCGCUCUCGAUUUCGAUUCUCUGUGCUUUCGCGCCUCGCCUCUGUGGCUCUGCCGCUCUGUGCUCUCCUCGCCUCUCACGGUCUGUUUCGCCUCUCACGGUCUGUCUCGCCUCUCAGUGAAGCCCGUCUUGUUUAGAUUGAGAGGCUGCCCACCGCUUUUCACCCGUUCGAGUCUGCCCUGGACGCUCUCAACCAGUGUAACGAAGUCUCCGAAGAUUGGGCAGAGCCGCAGAAGUGAUGCUUUUGCAACAGAAUUUGACCUUGAAGCAGAAGAGUAUGUUCCACUUCCUAAAGGAGAGGUUCACAAAAAGGAGAUAGUUCAGGUUGUUAACUGGUAUAUUGAUGAAGGUGUAGCGGAGCUUGUCCCUGGAGUUCUGUUUAUUGAUGAGGUAAAUAUGCUGGAGAUGGACUGCUUUUCAUACAUGAAUCGUGCUUUAGAGAGCUCCCUAUCUCCAAUAUUAUUUGGUUAUCUUUAG